Molecule: messenger RNA, 1505 nt
Organism: Oppia nitens
Lineage: Eukaryota; Metazoa; Arthropoda; Arachnida; Sarcoptiformes; Oppiidae
Product: integumentary mucin C.1-like
Exons: 1
Coding region: 444-1379 (311 amino acids)
Source: RefSeq, a predicted model, not a curated record
UAUAUACCCCAUGUCUUACAGUUGAAUAUAUAUAUGCGAAAAAUAAAACCCAACUUUCCUAUUACCUCUUCCUGUAAGACAUUAUAUACAGUGUUUGAGUAAAGUUUCUAAAAAUACUUACUUUUCUUUUUUGAGGGGGAUAUAAGUGCCUGACUUAACUACCAGUGCCUCUCAUUCAUAUAGUUAUACAUCAAAGUGUUUAGGUUGUGCUCCUGAAAACUAACAAAAAAAAUAAAUGUAAAUUUUUUUGUGUGCAUUUUGUUUCAUUAAUUUUUUUUUUAAUUUAGUUUAAAUUUCAGUUUUGUUUUAAUUAAUUUAGUUUAUUAUUCAAUAUAAAAAAAAAUUUAUAUAAUUUUUUUUUAAUUUUAUUAAUUUCGUGUUUUAUAUAUAUAUAUACUGUAUAUUGAAAUUAUACCAUAAGUUAUAGCAUACACACACACACAAUGGGAUUAAAACUAUCGCUAUUUAAACGGGGCGUCGAUGAGGUCAGGGAUGCACUACCGGAGCCGACAACAGCAGAUAAGACCGAAAAACAACAGGAAUUGACGACACCAACGGCUACAACAACUACUACUACCACCACUACAGCACCGGAAAAUACUACCGAAGCGCCUGAAUCGCAGACAACCACAACCACCACCACUACCACCGGCAUCAAUGUUGGCCAUCAAUGUUCGUGCGUUGACUGUAAAUGCGAUCCGUGUAACUGUUGCUCAUCGACGACUACGACGACGACAACGACAACAAAUACGGCAGCUGAGGACAUGUCUGUAGUCCCACAGCAACAACAACAACAGGAACCGGUAGUUGUCAGCCAAGAAUCGGCAGCACAGGAGACAGGACAGGAACAGGUUGGUAGCGAUGCGCCACAGGAGCAGCCGACUGUUACCACAGUUGUUACCGCCGAUGUCAACGAACAACAUCAGCCAAGCCAUGAACAGCCAUCAGAAGAGCCGGAAAAGACACAGGACUUGCCGCCACCGCAGCCGUCGUCUACUGACGAAAAGAAAUGCCGAUGCGAUCCCUGUCAUUGUGAUCCCUGUGCCUGCGGUACACACGAUGUCUCUGCUGCUGAUGAAACCGCCCAACAAGUGUCCGAUACGACACCGGCUAUCGAAAGUCACGCUACACCGGAAGAAGUAGUCAAUCAAGAAGAGUCUCAGCCAUCAUCUCAGGAUGAAAACCAGGAAUCGGUAGCCAAAGAAGGUGAAGAACCACAAUCGCCAGAGUCGGCGACUGCUGGCGAUGAUAGCCAACACCAACAACAGGAACCGGAAGGCCAACAACAACAACAACAACCACAAGAGAUUACCACCGAUAACGAUAGCCAACAACAACAACAAGAUUUUAAUGAGGAUCUCCAGCCCAGUCAUCAAUAAUUAAAAAAAAUAUUUAACGAUUUUAUUUAAAAAAAAAGUAUAGAAAAUCACCUGUUUUUUCAUACAUUCAAACAAACAAACAAAAAAUUUAUCCAAACAUUUAGUUUUUAAAAUCUAUAUAUAAUA